Messenger RNA from Salvia splendens (bonfire salvia), 2918 nucleotides. Its product is annotated as TBC1 domain family member 9B. Gene Ontology annotation, biological process: regulation of GTPase activity. The transcript is spliced from 18 exons. The coding region runs from base 256 to 2625 and encodes 789 amino acids. NCBI's taxonomy places the organism in Eukaryota, Viridiplantae, Streptophyta, Magnoliopsida, Lamiales, Lamiaceae. The record is from RefSeq and is a predicted model, not a curated record. Gene Ontology annotation, molecular function: GTPase activator activity; small GTPase binding.
CCCCCUACCCCACCCACCCACCCACCCCAACACCCACAUACUAAAUCAGUAGUUCGAGUGUGGAAGCUGCUGCUGCUGCGAUGACUGAGGCUGACGGGCUAUAUCAAUAGCCAAGAAACAAGAAAACAAGACGACCCAUUUCUCAUUUAUCAAUUCCACACCUUAAUCCGCGGCGGAUCAAUCGGGGUAAGAGAAAAUCUAGGACCCAGAAAAGUGCAAGUGGGAAAAAAGGUUUCUUUUUUUAGGAAUUCGACAAUGACGAUUGGAGGAGGAGCGGCGGCGGCCCCAGCUCCGGCGAUUUCGCUUGAUCACAAGAGGGAUGCUUAUGGGUUCGCAGUGAGACCUCAGCAUCUUCAGAGAUUUAGAGAAUAUGCAAAUAUAUACAAGGAAGAAGAGGAGGAGAGAUCGAAGAGAUGGAAGGACUUUCUACAAAGGCAGUGUGAGUCUACUCAAUCUGGUGACAGCAUUGUUGCUAAGUCAAACGAUGAAUCAACCGCUGAGGAUAGUUCCAAAGAUGGCGCCGAAGCUAAAGAUGCAAAUGGCAGGAAGCCUGAAAAUCUGAGUGAAGAGAAUGAAGAUGCACAGCCUGAAACUGGAAACAAAGGUCAUCAGGUCAAAACAUGGGCAGAAAUCAGACCUUCUCUUCGAGCCAUAGAGGAUUUGAUGAGUGCCCGUGUGAAAAAAGUAAAUUUUAUGAAAAAUGAGCCAGUAUCUGGUAUGAAAAAGAAGCUAUCUGCAAUUGAAGAGGCUAGACCUGGAAAAGGAGCAUCGGAAGAUGACUCUGAUGAAGAGUUUUAUGAUUUGGAGAGAUCUGAAUCAGACACCAAUCUAGAAUCCCUUUCAGCAGAAAACAGUCCUGCUUUGGACUCACCGGUCGAUGGCCAUGCAACUCAUUCAGAGUCUGUGCCUCCAUGGAAGGAAGAACUGGAAUGUCUUGUUCAAGGAGGGGUUCCUAUGGAACUGAGGGGAGAGCUCUGGCAAGCUUUUGUUGGUCUUAGAUCACGCCGAGUAGAUAAUUACUAUCACAAAUUACUGUCUCCUGAGACUGAUGAGGAUGACAAUCAUGAGUCAGAUCUAGUGCGUGUAGGUAUACCUGAGAAAUGGAGAGCCCAAAUUGAGAAGGACUUACCUCGGACUUUUCCUGGUCAUCCUGCUCUAGAUGAGGAUGGUAGAAAUGCUUUAAGACGUGUGCUUACUGCCUAUGCACGUCAUAAUCCAUCUGUUGGAUAUUGCCAGGCCAUGAAUUUCUUCGCAGGCUUGUUAUUGCUUCUGAUGCCAGAGGAGAAUGCAUUUUGGACUUUAGUGGGGGUCCUAGACGACUAUUUUGAUGGGUACUAUUCAGAAGAAAUGCUAGAAUCACAGGUUGACCAACUAGUUCUUGAGGACUUAUUGCGCGAAAAAUUUCCAAAAUUGGUAAACCAUCUUGAUUACCUGGGGGUGGAGGUGGCAUGGGUCACCGGGCCAUGGUUCCUCACAAUAUUUAUGAAUAUGCUUCCAUGGGAAAGCGUGCUAAGAGUCUGGGAUGUGCUACUCUUCGAAGGGAACCGUGUCAUGCUAUUCCGGACUACACUUGCUUUGAUGGAGUUAUAUGGACCCGCAUUGGUUACAACCAAGGAUGCCGGAGAUGCAGUCACACUGCUUCAAUCACUCGCCGGUUCCACUUUUGAUAGCAGUCAACUUGUCUUGACAGCUUGUAUGGCUUAUCAAAAUGUUCAGGAAACACGACUUGAAGAACUAAGAGUUAAACAUCGACCAUCUGUGAAGGCUUCACUAGAGGAAAGAUCGAAGGACAUUAAAGCUUGGAAGCUUUCCCAGGGUCUAGCUUCUAAGUUGUAUAGUUUCAAAAAGGACCCAGGAUUUAUAGGCGGUGAUGAACUAGAACAAAGGGAUAUGAUGAAUGGUGAUAUUUCGCAUUUGGACUCUUCAUUAGUCGAUGGGGAUGUAGAAAGGGAUCCCGUGAAAGAUCUCAAAGAGCAGGUGGUGUGGCUUAAGGUUGAGUUGUGCAACCUGCUUGAGGAAAAAAGAUCUUCUGAGUUAAGAGCAGAGGAGCUCGAAACAGCACUAAUGGAGAUGGUCAAACAGGACAACCGGCGGCAGCUGAGUGCAAGGGUUGAGCAGUUAGAGCUCGAAAUCUCUGAAAUUCGGCAAGCCCUUGCGGAUAAGCAGGAACAGGAGAAUGCCAUGCUUCAGAUUUUAAUGAGGGUAGAACAAGAACAGAAGGUCACAGAAGAUGCCCGCAUGUUUGCCGAGCAAGAUGCUGCUGCCCAGAGAUAUGCUGCUCAAAUGCUUCAGGACAAGUACGAAGAAGCAUCUGCGACCCUGGCUGAGAUGGAAAAGAGAGCAGUCUUGGCGGAGUCCAUGCUAGAGGCCACCUUGCAGUACCAGUCUGUUCAAAGCAAAGCACAGCGUUCUCCGCGUUCUCCUCGAUCCACGCCACAAAGUAAUCAAGAUCACUCACCCGAGAUUCAAGCUAGAAAGACGAGUUUGCUUUCUAGAUGGCGGGACAGGAACAAGGAGAAGCCAACGGGGGCUGAGGAGCCAACUGAUGAGAAAUCGCACGAGGGUGAGAAUUCGAGCCUCAAAGAGGAUGACACCAAUGGCCAUGAGGUGCAGAAAAAGGUUUAAAGGAGCUAAGGCAAUUGUAUAUCUCGAUAUGUCUUCCCAUCGUUCAAGCUACCUUCUUGAGGCAUGUAGAGUUUCGAUUUUUGUAUGGUAAACGAUCAAAGGAGACAAGUCGCGAAGGUUAAAUUUUUGGUUUCUUGAUUCAUUUGACUAUAAUUUGCCUGGUGAGUAAAGAAUUAUGAGACAAGGACAUGGCUUUUAUAGGUUUUAUCAAAUUUAUAUAGCAUGAUAUUAUUUUUGUACAAACAUCUUUAAAUGAAUGGUUGCUCUUGCAUACAUAUCUUUUACCAAGGAAA